Cucumis sativus (cucumber) is the source of this 1536-nucleotide messenger RNA. RefSeq names its product chitinase-like protein 2. The coding region runs from base 228 to 1196 and encodes 322 amino acids. NCBI's taxonomy places the organism in Eukaryota, Viridiplantae, Streptophyta, Magnoliopsida, Cucurbitales, Cucurbitaceae. The record is from RefSeq and is a predicted model, not a curated record. Gene Ontology annotation, biological process: cell wall macromolecule catabolic process; chitin catabolic process; carbohydrate metabolic process. The transcript has 4 exons. Gene Ontology annotation, molecular function: chitinase activity.
AGCACUGCAACAGAAGCAAACAAUGGUCUGUUCGUUUCAUCUUUCAACUUUGCAUCGCUUGCAAAUCACUCCAAAGUAAAAACACUGUUUCUCCUCCAACUUUGAAAAAUCUCUUCCUCCUAAUCGAGCUCUAAUUUCACUUUCCAUCACUUUCCCUCUCAAAUGAAGCAAUUCCCAUUCCCCCCUUUUAAAAUCCUUCCUCCAUUUCCCCAUUUCUUCAUCACACAAUGGAAUCCAAGCCCUUCUUUUGGCUUCUGCUUUUGUUUCUGCUUCUGUCCGCCAUCGCCGUCAUUGCUGACGACUCUGAAGUCUCCGUCAAGCCAUUGGUGAAGAUUGUGAAAGGGAAGAAGCUUUGUGACAAAGGGUGGGAGUGUAAAGGCUGGUCGGAGUAUUGCUGUAAUCAUACCAUUUCUGAUUACUUUCAGACCUAUCAAUUUGAGAAUCUCUUCUCCAAGAGGAACUCUCCGGUUGCUCACGCUGCAGGGUUUUGGGAUUAUCGAUCUUUUAUUACGGCGGCGGCUUUGUUUCAGCCUCAUGGAUUUGGUACCACCGGUGGGAAGCUUAUGGGGAUGAAGGAAAUUGCUGCUUUUCUUGGUCAUGUUGGCAGCAAAACUACUUGUGGCUAUGGAGUGGCGACUGGAGGUCCGUUGGCGUGGGGUUUGUGCUAUAACAAGGAGCUCAGUCCUGAUAAAUUGUACUGUGAUGAAUAUUACAAGCUCACUUAUCCCUGUACUCCUGGAGUUUCUUACCAUGGCCGUGGUGCCUUGCCUAUCUACUGGAACUACAACUAUGGAAAAACAGGAGAAGCCUUGAAUGUUAAUCUAUUGGACCAUCCAGAGUACAUUGAAGACAAUGCCACUCUAGCAUUUCAGGCCGCAAUUUGGAAGUGGAUGACCCCAGUGAAGAAGAACCAGCCCUCAGCCCAUGAUGUGUUUGUAGGCAAAUGGAAACCGACAAAGAAUGACACACUGGCCAAGCGACUCCCUGGCUUUGGCACUACCAUUAACAUCCUCUAUGGCGAUGCUGCGUGUGGUCAGGGUGAAGUUGACUCUAUGAACAACCCCAUCUCCCAUUACUUGCAUUACCUUGAUCUGAUGGGUGUUGGCCGAGAAGAAGCUGGAUCCCAUGAAGUCCUUAGCUGUGCUGAGCAGGAACCUUUUGAGUCGUCAUCUUCCUCGUCCUCGUCAUCUUCUUGAGUGUGUUAUUAUAGUUUAUUCCACCAACUUUAAGCUAGAGGGCCAACAAUAUCAUUCCUGGUCGUGUAACAUUCUUCAAUCUCAAAUGUUGUUCUUCGUGAAUGAGGCUCAACUAGUAGAGAGGUCCCGUCCACAUAUGGAAUAAUGGGUCACCAUGAGGGAAAUUUUACGAGUGGCACACCAACACAUUAUAGUGGCAAACAACGGAGCAAAGAAAAAUGAAGGAGAGUGGGGCGUAAGUGAAAUUUGGUCAAAGGUUAAAAAUUAAAUGAAAAUGAACUUCUGCUUGUGUUACCUAUGUGUAAAUAUUAAAUGAAGAAAAUACAUAUGUAGUUGUGUA